CCAUAGGGGGAGUCGAAAAGUAAGAUGGCGGCGCCCAUUUAGCCAAGAGAGGUGCGUGAGGCGUGAGUGACAGCUCGUCUUCCUUCUUUUGUGUGCAGGGCUGCUGAUACAUGCUGCAGAAUGUGGUUCCUUUACCAAAGGGUCUUCACCUGUCCCUCAUGUUCAACAAGACAAUUAAAUGGAUCGCUGGGCUGGAUUAAAUGGCAGAAGAGGCUAGCUCCAGUAUUCAUCAGAUCUAUUUAUAGUGAAACAGGAAAGUGGGAAAAAAACUAUGAAUUGGAGACUAGGAAGAAAAUUGAAAGUUGGUGGCAUUCAAGAAUAAAGGAACAGUUUAACCAAACUGCAGAAAUAGAUAAAUCAAGACCAAAGUUUUAUGUCCUGUCAAUGUUUCCAUAUCCAUCUGGAAAGCUGCACAUGGGCCAUGUACGAGUCUACGCCAUAAGUGAUACAAUAGCACGCUUUCAGAAAAUGAGAGGAUUACAGGUGAUAAAUCCAAUGGGAUGGGAUGCGUUUGGAUUACCCGCAGAGAAUGCAGCAGUCGAACGCGGAUUGCAUCCGGCAAACUGGACGCAAAGUAAUGUUCAACACAUGCGAGAACAGCUUGAUGCAUUAGGCUUGUCUUUUAGCUGGGAUCGGGAAAUAACUACUUGUUUGCCAGAGUACUAUAAGUGGACGCAAUAUUUGUUUAUUAAACUUUAUGAAGCUGGAUUAGUCUACCAGAAGGAAGCAGUAGUUAACUGGGACCCCGUGGACAAGACAGUUCUCGCUAAUGAACAGGUGGAUGAAAAUGGCUGCUCAUGGCGUUCAGGAGCAAAAGUGGAAAAGAAAUACCUCAAACAGUGGUUCAUUAAAACAUCUGCCUAUGCAAAGGCCAUGUUUGAUGGUUUGUCAGAUCUCCCCAAGUGGUAUGGAAUAAAGGAGAUGCAAGCCAAUUGGCUUGGGGAGUGCGUUGGAUGCUAUUUUGAGUUUAUGUUAAAGAUCAAUAACAAACCAACGGGAGAGAAGAUAGCAGCCUAUGCAUAUGCACCUGAAGCCAUUUAUGGCGCAUCCCACUUAUAUAUCUUAUCUGACCAUAGACUAUUACACGGAAAUAGCUGUCUACGGGAAGUCUUCCAGAAGGAGUUCAUCCCAGGCAAAGAUUCUCUUACUUCAGUGACAGCUAUGAAUUUGCUUACCAAUCAGGAGGUUCCUGUUGUCAUAUCAGCAAAAUCUGAGCUUGAAGGCUUCCUCGAUACUAAAAUAGGAAUCCCUUGCUUGAGACCAGAUGAUGCUGACGUUGCCAGGAAUUUGGGUCUGACUUUUGAAGAAGUAAUUGAAACUCUGCCAGACGGCUCAGAGAGACUGAUUAAUUCUGGAGAGUUCACAGGUAUGAGUAGACAACAGGCGCUAAACGCCAUCACUCAACAAGCCCAAAAUAAAGGAGUAGGAGGACACCUCACAAGCAAUAAAUUAAAAGAUUGGCUAGUCUCACGACAGCGUUACUGGGGGACACCUAUUCCAAUCGUUCACUGCCAGAACUGUGGUCCUGUUCCUGUACCUUACAAGGACUUACCUGUGCAGUUGCCCAAUAUAACAUCUUUUACAGGAAAGGGCGGCUCGCCUUUAGCUUCUGCGUCACGCUGGGUAAACUGCUCGUGUCCAAGAUGCAAGGAGCCUGCAAAGCGGGAAACAGACACCAUGGAUACAUUUGUUGAUUCAGCGUGGUAUUAUUUAAGGUACACUGAUCCCCACAACUCUGAGAGGCCUUUCCAAAAAGACUUGGCAGACCACUGGAUGCCUGUGGAUCUGUACAUUGGAGGAAAGGAGCAUGCAGUGAUGCAUCUGUACUAUGCCAGGUUCUUCAGCCAUUUUUGCCAUAAUCAAAAGAUGACUAAACACAGAGAGCCUUUUUAUAAGCUCUUGGUUCAAGGCCUUAUCAAGAAUAGGACGUUCAGGCUAGCAACAACUGGCAAGUAUUUGAAGAGAGAAGAAAUUGAUCUUACUGGUCCUGAACCGGUUCACGUGAAAACCAAAGAGAAGCUGCAAGUGAUGUGGGAAAAAAUGAGUAAAUCCAAGCACAACGGUAUAGAACCUGAAGAAAUAGUCCAGAAAUAUGGAAUUGAUACAACUCGACUCUACAUCCUGUUUUCUGCCCCUCCAGAGCAAGACAUUUUGUGGGAUGCAAAGACUGAUGCACUCCCUGGGGUGCAAAGAUGGCAAUCUCGCCUCUGGCACUUAGCAACCAGAUUUAUUGAAGCUAGGAAUUCUGGAAUUGUGCCCAGUCCUCAGCUACUGAAACAGAAUGAGAAAACUGAAGCCAAACGUAUCUGGGAGCAAAAGAACUUCACCGUUUCUGAGGUAACGGAAUACUUCCUGAAGGAUUAUUUGUUUAAUGCUGCAAUUUCUCGGCUGAUGGGCUUCAGUAAUACGCUGUCACAAGCCUCCCAACAGCUCGUCCUCCACAGUGCAGAAUUUGAAGAUGCUCUGGCAACGCUCUCAGUUCUGCUUGCCCCAAUGGCCCCACACCUCAGCUCAGAGAUCUGGAAAGGCUUGUCUCAUGUUCAGAACAAACUUUGUACUCAUCACCACUGGGAUAUGGAAGUACUGCAGCAGCCCUGGCCUACACUGGACCCAGAAUAUGUUCAGAAGCCAGAUAUUGUGGAAGUGUCAGUUCUGAUUAACAACAAACCCUGUGGUAAAGUUGGUGUACCUCAGGAAGUAGCCCGAGAUGCCGAAGCGGUUCGUGAACUGGUUGUUCAAAGUAAGCUGGGAACGGAAUAUCUUCAAGGACGUACAGUUACAAAGUUCUUCUUGUCUCCUCGAACUGCCCUCAUUAACUUCCUCGUCCAGGAAUAAUGGGAAGAGCUGUUUAACUGGUUGAGCAAAUUCAUCAAGAGAAGAAGUCUUUAUUUCAGAGCAAACAAGUAAAACAAAAAUACUACCUGGGAGCAGAAAAUUGAAAGGGCUGGAAGAAGAAAGAUCUAAAGGGGAGGGGUGAAUCAGUGAACAGUAAAUUGUAUAAAAUCAGUGACUAUGUGCAGUUCUACAGAUAUUUCUCUGGAAAUCAUGUAGAAAAACUAACUUUUAUUGACGUUGCAAGAUGUGAGCAAAGUGUUGCAAUAUUUGGUGCAGGAUUUAUCAGGAUAUUCUUAUUUCUCUAAUUGAAAUUGCUGUUGUUGCAACACUGCAAUGCUGUUCUUAAAAUAUGUAUAAAGAAGCAAGACCUUUUUAGUAGUUCGUUCCUGAAAAUAAUGUGUGCUAGUAAAUCCAGCAUUCCUUUUCCUAGUUUUACUGAUGGCAUUCAGAUUUGUUCAGCAGAGUAAAGUCAUAACAAUUUUUUCCCCAAAAAAAACUUUUGUUGCAUUUUUCACCAAUUCCCACCGAGCUCACCAACAUAGCACAAGGAAAUGAAAAUGACUUCUAAGUAGGGGAAAAAAUCUUAAAUUAUCACUUCCUUGUUUCAAAGGAACAAACUGGUAAUAGAUCAAGUCCAGGCACUGCAGCGUUGCCAAGGGACAGCCAUACAUGCCAGUCCUAGUCUUUUGUUUAACUCUGAUUCUCACACAGCUUUAGACAUUGGACAAGAAUGGAAGUUGUUAUCUUGUCAGUGCAAUUUAUAAUCUGGAAAUAAAAAAUGAGGUGCC
Elgaria multicarinata webbii is the source of this 3623-nucleotide messenger RNA. RefSeq names its product leucyl-tRNA synthetase 2, mitochondrial (gene LARS2). The record is from RefSeq and is a predicted model, not a curated record. The transcript is spliced from 21 exons. NCBI's taxonomy places the organism in Eukaryota, Metazoa, Chordata, Lepidosauria, Squamata, Anguidae. Gene Ontology annotation, cellular component: mitochondrion. Bases 121 to 2835 code for a protein of 904 amino acids. Gene Ontology annotation, molecular function: aminoacyl-tRNA deacylase activity; leucine-tRNA ligase activity; ATP binding. Gene Ontology annotation, biological process: mitochondrial translation; leucyl-tRNA aminoacylation.